Messenger RNA from Trypanosoma brucei brucei TREU927, 5412 nucleotides. RefSeq names its product kinesin K39, putative. Lineage: Eukaryota; Euglenozoa; Kinetoplastea; Trypanosomatida; Trypanosomatidae. Gene Ontology annotation, biological process: microtubule-based movement. Gene Ontology annotation, molecular function: ATP binding; plus-end-directed microtubule motor activity; microtubule binding. The transcript has a single exon. The coding region runs from base 1 to 5412 and encodes 1803 amino acids. The record is from RefSeq and is a predicted model, not a curated record.
AUGAUAAGUAAUAUAAGGAGGGCAGGGGAACAAAACUCGGGAAAAAAUAACUCAACGAUGACCGACGAAAGUAGGAACUCAUUAACAACAACCGAAAUGACGACGAACGCGUGCGAUGAGUCUAUUAAAGUAGCUGUAAGAGUACGGCCGCAAAACACUUCAGAAAUGUCGGGAACGCACAAACUCGCACUCCGAGCCAAUACAUCGUAUUCGACCAUAACGCUGAUUGAUCACCACUCAAAAAGUAGUCAGUGCCCACGGGCGCAAACAUUCCAAUUUGACAACAUUUUUUGUUCCUGUGGUUGUACCGAUGAGGGUGGUCUCCCGCCCGCGGGGCAGCUGGAAGUGUAUGAAGCGAUUGGUCGCCCACUUGUGAUGCAUGCCUUCAACGGGUACAACUCAUGUCUUUUUGCUUACGGACAAACGGGAAGUGGUAAGACGUACACAAUGAUGGGAGGAGAUCCGGGUUCUGUGUCCGGUGUGGAUGCUGGGGUGAUACCGCGUCUUUGCCUAGAGAUAUUCGAGAAGCGUGCUCGAAUCGAAGGAAAGGGCCACUCAAGGUGGAAGGUGACAGUUGGGUAUGUUGAAGUGUAUAACGAGCGUGUGUCUGACCUCCUGGCUCGGCGGCGGAAGGGAUCGAGGGAGGAUGUGUUCGUUGAUGUGCGUGAACAUCCCACGAUGGGUGUUUUUAUCGAAGGACAGAGACUGCAAGAGGUGUCGUCUGUGGAGGAAGUUGUGGAACUGAUCGAGUUGGGGAAUCGUGUGCGACACACGGCCUCAACGAAGAUGAACGACCGCAGCAGCAGGAGCCAUGCUAUCUUCAUGUUGAUACUACAUGAGGAGCGGUCUACACAAACGGCAUCUGGGCAAGUGAUCACCACCGCCGGGAUGAGUAGCCGAAUGAACUUGGUGGACCUUGCUGGAUCUGAGCGCGUUGCGCAAUCAGAGGUUGUUGGGCAGCAGUUUAACGAGGCACGAUAUAUUAAUCUCUCAUUGACAACACUCGGGCGCGUGAUCGAUAUGCUGGCAGAUAUGGCGAAGAAUAAAUCAUCACAAUGGUCGACACCACCUUAUCGGGAGUCUAAGCUUACAUACAUUUUGAAAGAUUCACUCGGUGGGAACUCGAAGACCUUUAUGAUCGCGACGGUGAGCCCGAGUGCUCUGAACUACGAGGAAACUCUGAGCACGCUACGAUACGCAUCACGUGCCCGUGAUAUCGUAAACAUGACCAGAGUCAAUGAGGACCCCCGCGCGCGUCGUAUUCGUGAACUUGAGGAACAGAUGGAGCAAAUGCGGCAAGACAUCAAAGGUAAGGACCCCACGUACGUCCGUGAGCUGGAGGAGAAGCUUGUGCUUCUCGAGGCGGAAGCGCAGAAGCGUGCUGCUGACCUUCAUGCACUGGAAAAGGAACGAGAGAAGAAUAUAAUUCGUGAGAAAAUGUUGUAUGCAACCGAGGUGGAGCGUGAGGAACUCCUGAUCAAGGCUACUGAGCUCGAACGGCAGGUUGAAGAGUCGAAACGCCGCGCUGAAUAUCAUGAAGAAAUGAGUCAGCGUUUGAAAGAUGAGUAUGCACAGCGAGAACAGGAGCUCUUAGAGAAGGUGCGGCAACACAGAGCAGAGAUAGAGGGGAUUAGAGAGAGGAAAGAUGCUGAAAUGUUGAGCAGUCAACAACAAUUGUCCAGGGUGAUGUCAGAACUUGAGCAAGAGCGUCAUUCACGAGAGGAAGCACUACACAUCCUUCGUGAAAGGCAGGAGCAAUUGAGCGCUGCACUUUGUAAUUCACAGCAGUCCUCAGAAAAGCAUACAGAAUUACAGCAACAGAACGAGGAACUUUCUCACCGCAUGCAAAAGCUGCUUGAAGAGUGUGAGGCACAACAACGAAUUCUCAGCGACCUCGAGGUAUUCCGACUUGAAAGAAAUGAACUUGAAGAGAUAGCCCAGUUUCUCGACCUGAAACUGGAAGAAACAGAACAUCGUCACAUUAAAACAAUAAAUCACCUCCUUACAACUAUUGGCAUGCACAAUCUUUGGCAGGCAGAGCUACUAACGGCGGUGGGCACUGAAGUUGAGACUCAACUUACCAAAUGUAACCAGCAUCAUUUCGACCAAAGAGCCGCAAUGGAAAAAAAUCAUAAAUUAUUUCAGAUGGAACAACACCAGAUGACAAAAAAACUAGAACAAAAAAUUCUAAUGUUAGAAAAAGAAAUAGAAGAAGCAAAAAAACAACUUGAUACCACAAAACAAUCAGAAGCCGCAAUAACCAACAAAGCAAGGCAAGCCGAGGAUGCGAGAGCUGCUGUGGAGCGUAAUCUGGAAACUGUGGAGGCUGAACGGGAUGAACUUCAACAGAGGUUGGACGCUACGAGCAAUGAUCUGAAAUCGCAACUUCGUAAUUCCGAGGAUGCGAGAGCUGCUGUGGAGCGUAAUCUGGAAACUGUGGAGGCUGAACGGAAUGAACUUCAACAGAGGUUGGAUGCUACGAGCAAUGAUCUGAAAUCGCAACUUCGUAAUUCCGAAGAUGCGAGAGCUGCUGUGGAGCGUAAUCUGGAAACUGUGGAGGCUGAACGGAAUGAACUUCAACAGAGGUUGGAUGCUACAAGCAAUGAUCUGAAAUCGCAACUUCGUAAUUCCGAAGAUGCGAGAGCUGCUGUGGAGCGUAAUCUGGAAACUGUGGAGGCUGAACGGAAUGAACUUCAACAGAGGUUGGACGCUACAAGCAAUGAUCUGAAAUCGCAACUUCGUAAUUCCGAAGAUGCGAGAGCUGCUGUGGAGCGUAAUCUGGAAACUGUGGAGGCUGAACGGAAUGAACUUCAACAGAGGUUGGACGCUACAAGCAAUGAUCUGAAAUCGCAACUUCGUAAUUCCGAGGAUGCGAGAGCUGCUGUGGAGCGUAAUCUGGAAACUGUGGAGGCUGAACGGAAUGAACUUCAACAGAGGUUGGACGCUACAAGCAAUGAUCUGAAAUCGCAACUUCGUAAUUCCGAGGAUGCGAGAGCUGCUGUGGAGCGUAAUCUGGAAACUGUGGAGGCUGAACGGAAUGAACUUCAACAGAGGUUGGACGCUACAAGCAAUGAUCUGAAAUCGCAACUUCGUAAUUCCGAGGAUGCGAGAGCUGCUGUGGAGCGUAAUCUGGAAACUGUGGAGGCUGAACGGAAUGAACUUCAACAGAGGUUGGAUGCUACAAGCAAUGAUCUGAAAUCGCAACUUCGUAAUUCCGAGGAUGCGAGAGCUGCUGUGGAGCGUAAUCUGGAAACUGUGGAGGCUGAACGGAAUGAACUUCAACAGAGGUUGGACGCUACAAGCAAUGAUCUGAAAUCGCAACUUCGUAAUUCCGAGGAUGCGAGAGCUGCUGUGGAGCGUAAUCUGGAAACUGUGGAGGCUGAACGGAAUGAACUUCAACAGAGGUUGGACGCUACAAGCAAUGAUCUGAAAUCGCAACUUCGUAAUUCCGAGGAUGCGAGAGCUGCUGUGGAGCGUAAUCUGGAAACUGUGGAGGCUGAACGGAAUGAACUUCAACAGAGGUUGGACGCUACAAGCAAUGAUCUGAAAUCGCAACUUCGUAAUUCCGAGGAUGCGAGAGCUGCUGUGGAGCGUAAUCUGGAAACUGUGGAGGCUGAACGGAAUGAACUUCAACAGAGGUUGGACGCUACAAGCAAUGAUCUGAAAUCGCAACUUCGUAAUUCCGAGGAUGCGAGAGCUGCUGUGGAGCGUAAUCUGGAAACUGUGGAGGCUGAACGGAAUGAACUUCAACAGAGGUUGGAUGCUACAAGCAAUGAUCUGAAAUCGCAACUUCGUAAUUCCGAGGAUGCGAGAGCUGCUGUGGAGCGUAAUCUGGAAACUGUGGAGGCUGAACGGAAUGAACUUCAACAGAGGUUGGACGCUACAAGCAAUGAUCUGAAAUCGCAACUUCGUAAUUCCGAGGAUGCGAGAGCUGCUGUGGAGCGUAAUCUGGAAACUGUGGAGGCUGAACGGAAUGAACUUCAACAGAGGUUGGACGCUACAAGCAAUGAUCUGAAAUCGCAACUUCGUAAUUCCGAGGAUGCGAGAGCUGCUGUGGAGCGUAAUCUGGAAACUGUGGAGGCUGAACGGAAUGAACUUCAACAGAGGUUGGACGCUACAAGCAAUGAUCUGAAAUCGCAACUUCGUAAUUCCGAGGAUGCGAGAGCUGCUGUGGAGCGUAAUCUGGAAACUGUGGAGGCUGAACGGAAUGAACUUCAACAGAGGUUGGAUGCUACAAGCAAUGAUCUGAAAUCGCAACUUCGUAAUUCCGAGGAUGCGAGAGCUGCUGUGGAGCGUAAUCUGGAAACUGUGGAGGCUGAACGGAAUGAACUUCAACAGAGGUUGGACGCUACAAGCAAUGAUCUGAAAUCGCAACUUCGUAAUUCCGAGGAUGCGAGAGCUGCUGUGGAGCGUAAUCUGGAAACUGUGGAGGCUGAACGGAAUGAACUUCAACAGAGGUUGGAUGCUACAAGCAAUGAUCUGAAAUCGCAACUUCGUAAUUCCGAAGAUGCGAGAGCUGCUGUGGAGCGUAAUCUGGAAACUGUGGAGGCUGAACGGAAUGAACUUCAACAGAGGUUGGACGCUACAAGCAAUGAUCUGAAAUCGCAACUUCGUAAUUCCGAGGAUGCGAGAGCUGCUGUGGAGCGUAAUCUGGAAACUGUGGAGGCUGAACGGAAUGAACUUCAACAGAGGUUGGACGCUACAAGCAAUGAUCUGAAAUCGCAACUUCGUAAUUCCGAGGAUGCGAGAGCUGCUGUGGAGCGUAAUCUGGAAACUGUGGAGGCUGAACGGAAUGAACUUCAACAGAGGUUGGACGCUACAAGCAAUGAUCUGAAAUCGCAACUUCGUAAUUCCGAAGAUGCGAGAGCUGCUGUGGAGCGUAAUCUGGAAACUGUGGAGGCUGAACGGAAUGAACUUCAACAGAGGUUGGACGCUACAAGCAAUGAUCUGAAAUCGCAACUUCGUAAUUCCGAGGAUGCGAGAGCUGCUGUGGAGCGUAAUCUGGAAACUGUGGAGGCUGAACGGAAUGAACUUCAACAGAGGUUGGAUGCUACAAGCAAUGAUCUGAAAUCGCAACUUCGUAAUUCCGAAGAUGCGAGAGCUGCUGUGGAGCGUAAUCUGGAAACUGUGGAGGCUGAACGGAAUGAACUUCAACAGAGGUUGGACGCUACAAGCAAUGAUCUGAAAUCGCAACUUCGUAAUUCCGAGGAUGCGAGAGCUGCUGUGGAGCGUAAUCUGGAAACUGUGGAGGCUGAACGGAAUGAACUUCAACAGAGGUUGGAUGUUUUUGAGAGGGAGUGCGCUGUUUUGAAUAUUCGCUUAAGUUAUUUAAGGAGGAAACUGUUGAGUGGCUUCGUCGUUGGCGAAGAACCUUAUAAGUUAACGCGAAAGAUAAUUAAUAUUGGAAAAUAG